Molecule: messenger RNA, 4954 nt
Organism: Mauremys mutica (yellowpond turtle)
Lineage: Eukaryota; Metazoa; Chordata; Testudines; Geoemydidae
Product: plasma membrane calcium-transporting ATPase 3
Exons: 23
Coding region: 334-3852 (1172 amino acids)
Biological process (GO): regulation of cytosolic calcium ion concentration; calcium ion transmembrane transport
Cellular component (GO): membrane; intracellular membrane-bounded organelle
Molecular function (GO): ATP hydrolysis activity; PDZ domain binding; ATP binding
Source: RefSeq, a predicted model, not a curated record
GGCCCCCACGCGCCGCCCCGCCCCGCCCCGCCCCACGGCCGUGGGGCAGCCAGCAGCGGCCCCCCCGCCCCCCCGCCCCGCGCCGGCUGCAGCAUGGCCUGGUGCCCCCGGAGCGGCGGGGGGCAGGCUGCUGCCCAGCUCUGACCAGGGUCCCCCCAUACUGACCGGCCCAGCUUGGUCCAUGGAUUGGCCGUUUGGCCGCGCUCUGCUCGCUGGCCACGGCUGCUAGGGGGGACCCGGCUUCGGAGGAUGGAGACCCCGACACAGAGCAGGCGCUGACCGGCUUCCCCAUCCGCCCCGCCCCAGCGCCAGGCCCGGCUCCCUCCCGCCGCCAUGGGUGAGCUGGCGAACAGCGCGCUGGAUUUCUACCCCAGGAGCCAGCGGCGGGCGCUGAACCAUGCGGGCGGCCUGGGCUGCACCCUGCCCGAGCUGCGGGGCCUCAUGGAGCUGCGCGGGGCUGAGGCCUUGCAGAAGAUCCAGGAUGGCUACAGCGACAUCAGUGGGCUCUGCCGCCGGCUCAAAACUUCCCCGACUGAAGGCCUGUCGGACAACGCGGCCGACCUGGAGAAGCGGCGGCAGAUCUACGGCCAGAACUUCAUCCCGCCCAAGCAGCCCAAGACCUUCCUGCAGCUGGUGUGGGAGGCUCUGCAGGACGUGACGCUGAUCAUCCUGGAGAUCGCGGCCAUCAUCUCCCUGGGUCUCUCCUUCUACGCCCCCCCGGGAGAGGAGAGCGAAGCCUGUGGGAACCUGGCCUCGGGCGCGGAGGACGAGGGCGAGUCGGAGGCCGGCUGGAUUGAGGGGGCGGCCAUCCUGCUCUCCGUCAUCUGCGUGGUGCUGGUCACGGCCUUCAACGACUGGAGCAAGGAGAAGCAGUUCCGGGGACUGCAGAGCCGCAUCGAGCAGGAGCAGAAAUUCGCCGUCGUCCGCAACGGGCAGCAGAUCCAGAUCCCCGUGGCCGAGCUGGUGGUGGGAGACAUCGCCCAGAUCAAAUACGGCGACCUGCUCCCUGCUGAUGGGAUUCUGAUCCAGGGGAACGACCUGAAGAUUGAUGAGAGCUCCCUGACCGGGGAAUCGGACCAUGUGCGGAAAUCCGUGGAGAAAGAUCCCAUGCUGCUCUCAGGCACCCACGUCAUGGAGGGCUCGGGGCGCAUGGUCGUCACGGCCGUCGGGGUGAACUCCCAGACUGGGAUCAUCUUCACCUUGCUGGGAGCCAGUGGGGAGGAAGAGGAGAAGAAGGAGAAGAAAGGGAAGCCCCAGGACGGUGUGGUGGAGAAUAUCCAGAACAAAGCCAGGCAGCAGCACGGCGCGGUGGCCAUGGAGAUGCAGCCGCUGAAGAGCGCGGAGGGCGGCGAGCUGGAGGAUCGGGAGAAGAAGAGGAGCAGCGCGCCCAAGAAAGAGAAAUCGGUGCUGCAGGGCAAGCUCACCAAGCUGGCUGUGCAGAUCGGGAAAGCAGGUCUGGUGAUGUCGGCCAUCACCGUGAUCAUCCUGGUGCUGUACUUCGUGAUCCAGACCUUCGUGCUGGACGGGCGGGUGUGGCUGGCCGAGUGCACCCCCGUCUAUGUCCAGUACUUCGUCAAGUUCUUCAUCAUCGGCGUCACCGUGCUGGUGGUGGCCGUGCCCGAAGGGCUGCCCUUGGCCGUCACCAUCUCCUUGGCCUACUCCGUCAAGAAAAUGAUGAAGGACAAUAACCUGGUGCGGCACCUGGACGCCUGCGAAACCAUGGGCAACGCCACAGCCAUCUGCUCCGACAAGACGGGCACCCUCACCACCAACCGCAUGACGGUCGUGCAGGCCUACCUGGGCGACACCCACUACCGCCAGACGCCCGACCCCGGCAGCCUGACGCCCCGCAUCCUCGACCUGCUGGUGCACGCCAUCGCCAUCAACAGUGCCUACACCACCAAGAUACUACCUCCAGAGGACGGGGGGCUGCCGCGGCAGGUGGGCAACAAGACGGAGUGCGCCCUGCUGGGCUUGGUGCUGGAGCUGCGCCGCGACUACCAGCCCGUGCGCGACCGGCUGCCGGAGGAGAAGCUCUACAAGGUUUAUACCUUCAACUCGGUCCGCAAGUCCAUGAGCACCGUCACCCGCCUGCCCCAGGGCGGCUUCCGCGUCUUCAGCAAGGGGGCCUCCGAGAUCCUGCUCAAAAAGUGCUCCAGCAUCCUGAGCAGCAGCGGGGAGCUGCGCAGCUUCCGCCCGCGGGACCGGGACGAGAUGGUGAAGAAGGUGAUCGAGCCCAUGGCCUGCGAGGGGCUGCGCACCAUCUGCCUGGCCUUCCGGGACUUCGCUGCCGGCCCGGAGCCCGACUGGGACAACGAGAACGACAUCGUGGGGGAGCUCACCUGCAUCGCCGUGGUCGGCAUCGAGGACCCCGUCCGGCCCGAGGUCCCCGAGGCCAUCCGCAAGUGCCAGAAGGCCGGGAUCACCGUCCGGAUGGUGACGGGCGACAACAUCAACACGGCCCGGGCCAUCGCCGCCAAGUGUGGGAUCCUCCAGCCCGGGGAGGACUUUCUCUGCCUGGAGGGGAAGGAGUUCAACCGACGCAUCCGCAACGAGAAGGGAGAGAUCGAGCAGGAGCGACUGGAUAAGAUCUGGCCCAAGCUGAGGGUCCUGGCCCGAUCGUCCCCCACUGACAAACACACCCUGGUGAAAGGCAUCAUCGACAGCACCAUCGGGGAGCAGCGGCAGGUCGUGGCCGUGACCGGGGACGGCACCAAUGACGGGCCGGCGCUCAAGAAGGCCGACGUCGGCUUUGCUAUGGGCAUCGCGGGCACCGACGUCGCCAAGGAGGCCUCGGACAUCAUCCUGACCGACGACAACUUCUCCAGCAUCGUCAAGGCGGUGAUGUGGGGCCGGAACGUGUACGACAGCAUCUCCAAGUUCCUGCAGUUCCAGCUCACCGUCAACGUGGUGGCCGUGGUGGUGGCCUUCACCGGCGCCUGCAUCACCCAGGACUCCCCGCUCAAGGCGGUGCAGAUGCUCUGGGUCAAUCUCAUCAUGGACACGUUCGCCUCCCUGGCGCUGGCCACGGAGCCGCCCACCGAGUCGCUGCUGCUGCGCAAACCCUACGGGCGCAACAAGCCCCUCAUCUCCCGCACCAUGAUGAAAAGCAUCCUGGGCCACAGCGUCUACCAGCUGAGCAUCAUCUUCAGCCUGCUCUUCGCGGGGGAGAUGAUCUUCGACAUCGACAGCGGGCGGAACGCCCCCCUGCACGCGCCCCCGUCGGAGCAUUACACCAUCAUCUUCAACACCUUCGUCCUGAUGCAGCUUUUCAACGAGGUCAACGCCCGCAAGAUCCACGGCGAGCGGAACGUCUUCCAGGGCGUCUUCGGGAACCCCAUCUUCUGCGCCAUCGUCCUGGGCACCUUCGGCAUCCAGAUCGUCAUCGUGCAGUUCGGGGGGAAGCCGUUCAGCUGCUCGCCCCUCAACGCCGAGCAAUGGCUCUGGUGCCUCUUCGUGGGCGUCGGCGAGCUCGUGUGGGGACAGGUGAUCGCCACCGUCCCCACCAGCCACCUGAAAUGCCUGAAGGAGGCAGGGCACGGUCCCAGCAAGGACGAGAUCACGGACGAGGAGAUGGCGGAGGACGAGGAGGAGAUAGACCACGCCGAGCGGGAGCUGCGCCGAGGCCAGAUCCUCUGGUUCCGCGGCCUCAACCGCAUCCAGACCCAGAUGGAAGUAGUUAGCACCUUCAAGAGAAGCGGCUCCUUUCAGGGGGCCGUGCGGCGCCGCUCCUCGGUCCUCAGCCAGCUGCACGAAGUAACCAAUCUUUCUACCCCUACUCACGUAAUUCUCUCCGCUGGCAAUCCCACUUCUGCCACCAUCGGGAAUCCGCGUGGUGAAGGCGUUCCGUAGCUCGCUCUACGAGGGCCUGGAGAAGCCGGACUCCAAGACCUCGAUCCACCAGUUCAUGGCCCCCCCGGAGUUCCUGCUCAACGACUACACCCACAACAUCCCCCUGAUCGACGACACCGACGUGGAGGAGAGCGAGGCCGCCCGCCGGCCCCCCCCCAACACCAACAACAACGCCAGCCACCGCGCCGAGGGCUCCAAGCCGGCUCCCUGCGCCAGCCCGCUGCACAGCAUGGAGACCUCCCUCUGACGCCGCCGGCCGGGGCGGCCAGUCCACCGGCUCCUUCGGCCGCGCCGAGCUGGGGCUGGGAGCCACCCCCGUUUCUGUGGGGAGCCCCACGCCCAGCCCAGGCCUGCGCCCCGGGGCCCGCAGACUCCUUGUGGGGCCAGCGCCGGCCGGGAAGGGCCCGCCGCGGGCGGGGCGAGGGCCCAGUUACCGCUCCAGAGCCUCACUCUAUACCAUACCGACGGCCUGUCUCCCGGCGCAUGCCGGCCCCCAUCCAGCACCCCCGGGCCCAUGGCAGCCCAGGCGCUGGGCAGCGGGCGGGGCGGGUUCUUUGGCUGCUUUUUAGUCGUCGGGCGCUGGAGCCGCUGUGUAACAAGGGCCUGGGGAUCGGGGCCUGUCCCACUGGACCCUGCCCGGCCCCCCAACCACGAGCAGGGCCCCCGCUGCGCUGCGUCACCCCCCCGAGCCAGAUGGGAGACGCCCGUCCCGCCGGGUGCUGCGCAGAUACAGGGUGAGAGGCAGCCCCCCCCCGCCCCCAAGUACUGCUGGGGAGGGGACGCUACAGCGUGGGAGGGGCAUCCGCUCUGGUUCCCAACACCCCUCCGGCGGCACUGCCCGGCGCCCAGGCCCCCCCCGCCUCUUCGGGGCACCCACCAGUCCCCAUGGAGAUUGGGGGUGGCACAGGAGCAGCCCCUCAGCUGCCCUUGGGGGUGGAUGGAGCUGCCCCAUUCACACCAGCUAGGGCUGGCCCUCAGGUGUUACCUAUGGACCUUCAGCUCCCCCCCCUGAGGCUGGGAGCCCGGACUCCUGGGUUCUCUCCCCCACUUUGGGAGGGGAGUGGGGGCUGGUGGUUAGAGCAGGAGGCGCUGGGAGCCAGGA